Messenger RNA from Acipenser ruthenus (sterlet), 3568 nucleotides. Its product is annotated as neuronal acetylcholine receptor subunit alpha-7. Gene Ontology annotation, cellular component: neuron projection; postsynaptic membrane; synapse. Gene Ontology annotation, molecular function: acetylcholine-gated monoatomic cation-selective channel activity; transmembrane signaling receptor activity. Gene Ontology annotation, biological process: regulation of membrane potential; chemical synaptic transmission; monoatomic ion transmembrane transport. The transcript has 11 exons. The coding region runs from base 161 to 1693 and encodes 510 amino acids. The record is from RefSeq and is a predicted model, not a curated record. NCBI's taxonomy places the organism in Eukaryota, Metazoa, Chordata, Actinopteri, Acipenseriformes, Acipenseridae.
UUUUGUUUGUGUGUAGAUCCGGUACUAUACUAAUAGCCCUUACAGCUUUAGGUAUGAAACCACAAAUGAAUACAGUGCACCUACUUUUCGGAGAAAUGACGUACCGCAGGCAUUACAAAACUACACUUUCCAAAACGGGGACAGCUUGAGCUUGUUGAAAAUGCAGCCUCACAAGUUAUUUGGAUUGCUUUACACUGGGAUUUAUUUGUGGAUAUCGUUCUGCUUUAGGGAAUCCCAGCAGGGUGAAUACCAAAGGAAACUCUACAGAGAGCUGCUGAAAAACUACAAUCGCCUGGAGCGUCCUGUGCUGAACGACUCCCAGCCACUGCUUGUAGAACUGGGGAUGACCUUGCUGCAAAUUAUUGAUGUGGAUGAAAAGAAUCAAGUGCUGAUGACAAAUGCUUGGUUGCAGUUGUAUUGGACUGACAUAUACCUUACCUGGAAUCAUUCUGAAUACCCAGGAGUUCAAAACUUACGCUUCCCCUCUGACCAGAUUUGGGUUCCAGAUAUUCUUCUGUAUAAUAGUGCAGAUGAACGGUUUGAUGCAACCUUCCACACAAAUGUCCUUGUAAAUUCAUCUGGAGUAUGUCAGUACAUCCCACCAGGCAUUCUGAAGAGUACCUGCUAUAUUGAUGUCCGCUGGUUUCCGUUUGAUGUACAAAAGUGUGAUCUGAAAUUUGGUUCCUGGACACACAAUGGUUGGCUUCUUGAUCUGCAGAUGCUGGAAGUGGACGUUUCAUCAUACAUUCCAAAUGGAGAAUGGGACUUAGUAGGGGUACCAGCGAAGAGGAACGAGCUGUAUUAUGACUGUUGCAAGGAGCCCUAUCCUGAUGUGACUUUCACAGUAACAAUGCGCAGGCGUACUCUUUACUAUGGCCUGAACCUUCUUAUCCCCUGCGUUCUCAUCUCAGGCCUGGCAUUGCUAGUGUUUUUGUUGCCAGCUGACUCUGGAGAGAAGAUAUCACUAGGGAUCACUGUGCUACUAUCUUUAACAGUGUUUAUGCUUCUGGUAGCUGAGAUCAUGCCAGCAACAUCUGACUCUGUUCCACUUAUAGCUCAGUACUUUGCAAGCACAAUGGUGAUUGUAGGCCUUUCUGUAGUCGUUACAGUGCUAGUGCUACAGUUCCAUCACCAUGACCCCCAUGGAGGAAAGAUGCCAAAGUGGAUAAGAGUUCUUCUUCUGAACUGGUGUGCUUGGUUUUUACGGAUGAAGAAGCCUGGAGAAGACAGAAAGCACCUCACAUACAAAUAUAAUCCCCAUGCGCACCAUUCCAGUGCCAGCAGUAUUGAGAUGAAUGUCAUACCUGGACAGCAAUCGACCAACGGGAACAUGAAUAUGUAUUUUGGCUACCAUGCUAUGGACAGUCCUUGCUGUCCCACCAGCAGUGAUUCCGGGGUAAUGUGUGGAAGAACAACCAGCUCACCCACAGAGGACCAUCAAACCAUUCCCACCAGGACUCUCUCAGAAAACAUCCCAGAAAUUGCCAAAAUCCUGGAGGAAGUGAAUUACAUUGCUAGUCGCUUCAGAGAUAAGGAUGAAGGAGAAGCAAUCUGCAGCGAAUGGAAGUUUGCAGCCGCUGUUGUUGAUAGAUUGUGUCUGGUAGCAUUUUCACUCUUCUCCAUUAUCUGCACUUUUACAAUAUUAAUGUCAGCCCCUAAUUUUAUAGAAGCUGUUUCCAAGGACUUUGCAUAAUACAUGAAAGCAAAAGAAAAGUUGUCAAUCACAAGAACUAAAGAAAGUGAAAUAAUUGUAAAUAUACACAUAUCAUCGUAAAAUAUUAAUCGUGCUAACAAUGAAAUACUGCAGCUUCUGAAAAUUAGGGGAGUUUGCUAAUUAUCUGUCAACAUUUGAAUCUCUCACUUCAAAAAUCAUGAAUACAAAUGCCGCAUUUGUUUCCUGUCUGUUUCUUCAGAACGUUAUAAUGCAUAAGACCUAUUUAUAUCUUUUGGUAUAUUCGCUUGAUCGAAAACUCAGUUUGUGCUUCAGAUUUGCUUUAGUCUUUGAAGUCUCCAUGUUUCCCCCUUCACAAGCUUUCAUUUGAUUGUUACAGCACUGCUGUUGGUGUUUUACAUUGCUGUGCAUGAGAUGCUGGCUCCUCGCUAUAUAGAGCCUUUUAUAACCUAAUUCAAGCAAAGAUGAUUUAUUGUAAUGUAAUCAUUUCUCCUUGAACCAGGAUACUAGAAUGAAUACAUCUAUAUUUUAGUCAACAUUAUAGCUGCUGAAAACACUGAUACAACUAACAUGCAUUGGGCUUGUUUUGGGGAGACAAGAAUUAUGUUGUGUGGAAAUUAUUACUGUCUCAUGUUGUAGCUGGGUGGUGGAAAGGAAACUUAGAUGACAUAGACAUGGACAAAAUUCAAUGAGACAGUUAAAAUAUAAAAUAUAGGGUACUGACCUUUUCUUUGAGAGGGAAGUUUCCUCUAAUACUAAAACUGUAAAAAUAAAACCCUAAAAAAAAAUCUUUAUUCUUUAUUUUAUGAACUUGAGGGUGUUCAACAUUGUAAGGAGAUUUUACCUUUGUGUAUCAAUAGCACAGUAACUCAGUUUCAGGCAAAUAGCACUGGUACAAUAUUUCAGGUGCAAGAUGAACUUUUUGUUGUUGAGAAUUCUCAAAUUCCAAGAUUAAAAUGGUUGUAGCUAACAAAUUAAUUCCAUAAAUCUUGUCGUGCACUUCCAUUUUCCAUACAGAUCAAAAUUGUAAAUUAAUGAAUGAUGCACAUGUUUUACCAAACAUGUAUUUUCAUUUUAAGACAAAUUAUGUGUAGUUAUAAGUAGUCCUGCACCAGUUUACUUACUACCAUGCUUUGCAGCCAGCAACAUGCUUUGACACUGCUGAGGUGAAAUCUACCUAGGAAGUUAAAUGGCAACACAGGAAAAUACAUUUUUUAAAUGGGGAAAAAAGAGUCUGUCUUAACAUGUGUUUAUUUCAAAACUUCACCUUCAGAUCUAUGUAGCAAAUGUCUGUAAGGUUAUUUACAAUCACUUAAAUGUGUUGUUAAAAAUAUAUACUGUAAAACUUCAACUAAACGCAAUGCAAACCAUUUGAAUUUUUGGAGUGAUAUUGGAUGUAUCUAUGUUUGCUUUGGUGUCUUUUAUAAAAUAGUCGUACAGAAAAUAAAGUAUAUGUCAGAACAUAACCAGAAUAUAUCUACCCUGUAUAUAAUAGACGGCAAAUACAUAUUUAAUUGAAUACAGGUUUCCCAUGCGUUUCUGUAUGAUCUGUAUGAAAUAUGAAUAUGUCUGUUGAUGUUUCUACUGCAACUUCAGUUCUUGUACUUGAGUUUCUGUGUUUGCUUAUAGUGUCUCACAAUGAUUUGCUGUUGAGAAGUGUACUACCUUGAUUUAUUGCUGUGCUAAACAUGUAUAUGCCCAUGUUUUCAAUAUUCCUAUUGCAUUGUGUCCAUUAUUGCAUUUUAUAUUUGACAGAUGUGACAAAACUCCUUAAUGAUAUAGUCUCAGGUUAGUUUACAUUGCAAAAUGUAUAGGUCCCUCAUUAGGUCCCUCAUUUUUAUUUCAAGUAUCUCUAUGUAAGAGUUGUUCAGUGUUUUAUUAAAGGAUAUAAGCAUA